CUCAAAUGGCAUUACAAUCAUAAUUAAUACAAUGUAACCGAUUGAUUACAUACUCGUAUUUAUUAUCAGCCCUAGAGCGAUUAGUUACUCAGUUACAAAGUGCAAGCGCCACAUUGUGGUUUAAAGAAAAAUAUUGAAAUAAAAACGUAAGUUAAUGAGAAAAAUUUAAGUCUGACAAUGUUGAGUGUGCUCCUAGCGGUGGUGCUCGUCCUACUUGGCGCCGCGUACCUUUGGCUUCGUCGGCAUUUUCGCUAUUGGCAAGACCGAGACGUGCCGCAUGUACCGCCCACACUGCUGGUGGGAAAUAUUUUCGAUUUACUCCGUUACCGUUGCUGCUUUGGCGAACAAUUCGAGCGACUCUACAAUCAUGCUGCCAGUCGCAGCGAAGACUUUGUCGGCAUACAUGUGCUGCACAAUCACGCGUUGUUGCUGCGCGAGCCCGCGCUGAUUCAACGUGUGCUGGUGAGCGACUUCAGCGCAUUCGCGAGCCGCUUCGAACGCACCGAUCCGGUGCGCGACGGCAUGGGCUCGUUGAAUUUAUUCUUUGCACAGUAUGAGGUGUGGAAGGAGAUACAUCAAAUUUUCUCGCCACUAUUUGCGCAUGGCAAAGUGAAGCAAAUGUAUCCGCUGUUGGAGGAGGUCGGCUGCAAGUUGGAGGCGCAUAUGGCUGCCUUGAAGUACGCCGAAGAUGACUCUGUAAUCAUUGAGGUGAAAGAGCUGUGCGCGCUCCACACUACCGACAUUAUAGCAUCCAUCGCUUUCGGCAUUGAGGCAAACAGCUUGGCCAAUCCACAAGCGGAGUUCCGACGCAUGUGCAAGGAGGUGAAUGAGCCGCGUUUUAAGCGCGUCUUCCAUCUCUUCACGAUGUUCUUUUUUCCACAACGUGCUGAACUCAUUCGUACGCAUCUCUACUCCGCGGAAUAUGAGAAAUUCAUGCGCGCCUCUACAGAAUAUGCGAUUGCGGAGCGUUUGCGCAGUGGCGCGCAGCGCAACGACCUCAUAGACAUCUUUAUCAGCUUAAAGCAGCAAACGGCAUCAGGCGCGCGGGCUGAGGUGUUGCGCCAACCGGACUUCUUUGUCGCACAAGCCGCUUUCUUGCUACUCAAAGGUGGUGGCGCACUGAACUAUGAGGCAAUCUGCAAUGAACUGCCAUACAUGCGUAUGGUAGUGGAUGAGGUGUUGCGUUUGUAUCCGCCUACUUCCUUUCUCGAUCGGCGUUGCACGGCUGCGCAGGGUUACUCAUUGGCGCAGACCAAUGGUGUUGACUUCCGCGUGCCACAGGGCAUGCCGGUCUACAUAUCGGUGCUUGGUUUACAUCGCGAUGCGCGUUUUUGGCCACAGCCACUCGUGUUCGAUCCGGAGCGAUUUUCGCCCGAAAAUCGUAAACUGCAUACUCCCAUGAGCUAUUUGCCUUUUGGCGCCGGUCCGCGUGGCUGUAUUGGCACCUUACUAGGUCUGCUGGAAGUUAAGACGGGUCUCAUACAUAUCUUGAAGAACUAUCGCGUGGAGCCCUGUGCGUUAACAUUGCCCGAGAUGAAGUUUGAUGCGAAAGCUUUCGUUUUGACGGCGGAUGGUGGUACGUAUUUGCGUUUCGUAAAGGAUAAACUUUGUUGAUGGAAAUAAAUGUUCACUUUAAAAACAAAAAUGUUUCCUGUGUUGAAUUUACUAGGGAUGAUAACAGGUUAAGUACGAAGAGGAGGGUUCAAGCCAAGGGGAGAAGAAUGUAAGACGAGUUCACUUAACAGGAUACGCAGAACACAGAUUGUGCUCUGGUUCAAAUCUGCGUAAGUACCAGCUUUGUCUACUCAAAUGCUGCAGGGUUAUUCGGUUUCAAAACAGCUCGAGCUGCCUCAAUGGUAGUCUUGGUCGACUUUCCGUGAUAGUUUAUCUAACGGUUCAGCUAUGUCUCGCUGUAAUUAGUACCUGUAUACAUGCACCUGGAG
Messenger RNA from Ceratitis capitata (Mediterranean fruit fly), 1943 nucleotides. RefSeq names its product probable cytochrome P450 6t1 (gene Cyp6t1). Gene Ontology annotation, molecular function: iron ion binding; monooxygenase activity; oxidoreductase activity, acting on paired donors, with incorporation or reduction of molecular oxygen. NCBI's taxonomy places the organism in Eukaryota, Metazoa, Arthropoda, Insecta, Diptera, Tephritidae. The record is from RefSeq and is a predicted model, not a curated record. Gene Ontology annotation, biological process: insecticide catabolic process; response to DDT. The coding region runs from base 178 to 1614 and encodes 478 amino acids. The transcript is spliced from 3 exons.